Molecule: messenger RNA, 1602 nt
Organism: Salvia splendens (bonfire salvia)
Lineage: Eukaryota; Viridiplantae; Streptophyta; Magnoliopsida; Lamiales; Lamiaceae
Exons: 4
Coding region: 1-1602 (533 amino acids)
Source: RefSeq, a predicted model, not a curated record
AUGGAGCCCAACUCCAUCCGCACAUGGGAUGCCAUGGUAGAGAAAUUCUUAGCAAAAUACUAUCCCCCAAGUGAAGCUUUGAAGAGACAGUCAGCGAUUCUAGCAUUUGAAAUGACUCCUGAAGAGAGUAUCCGAGGAGCUUGGGAAAGGUUCAAGAGUCUAUUGAAGCGGUGUCCUAAUCAUGGUCUAAGCUCAACACAUCAAAUCCUCUUAUUCUAUAAGGGGUGUUUUCCUGAAGCAAAGAGCGAGCUAAACUGGAGCGCUGGGGGAGCACUGCUAAAGAUCGGUGAAGUGGCAGCAAUGGAAGUGAUUGAGAGAGCAACCUCGAAUGAUGAAGGUUGGAACAACGAGAGGAGCAAGGUACAUAAAGUAGUUUCUGCAUCUGAAAGCAAUCAAAUAGAUAGUAUAUCCAAGCAGAUGGAGCUCAUUCACAAGAAGUUAGAUCUCAUGUGCCCUAACUCCUACCCCAACCAAGGGGGUGGAAGUUACAACCUAUGUGGGAACAAGGCGCAUCCUGACGUAUCAUUUGGGAACCCCAACAAUACCCUACAGUCACCACCAGGUUUCACAGUCUCCCAAGGGAUGAUCGAGCCGCAGAAAAAGAGUUCAGAGGAAAUACUGAAUGCUUUCAUGACGCAGUCACAAAAGAACAUGGAGCAUACAAACAAGAGGCUUGAAAAGGUAGAAAUGGACGUGCACAACAUUGAAGCACAUUUGAAGAACUUGGAUUCACAGAUGAGUCAGAUUGCUCAACCGUUGAGCGGCCAGCAUAAGCCAGGGCAAUUCCCAGGGCAGCCAACUGUAAAUCGUAAGGAUUGCAAGGCGAUUCACUUGAGUAGUGAGAAGAGUUAUGAGGGUCCUUCUAAGCCAGAGACCCCACCAAAACCUGUAGCUGAGCCAAAGACUUCACCAGUGGAAGAAGCUGAAGGGGCACUGCAGCAAAUGCUUGGAUAUGUUAAAUUUCUUAAGGAGGCUGUCUCCAAAAAGAAGAAGUGGGAGCAAUAUGAAACCAUCAACUUGACGAAAAAUUGUAGUGCAAUUUUGCAAAGAAAGCUUCCUGCUAAGAUGAAGGAUCCGGGGAGCUUCACUAUUGAAUGCACUAUUGGAGACUGUUUUGUGGGGAAUGCCAUAUGUGACCUUGGACCUAGCAUUAACCUCAUGCCAUUGUCUUUGUAUAAAAAGAUGAAGAUUGGUCCGUUGAAGCCCACCACCAUCACGCUGCAGAUGGCUGAUAGAUCAGUGUCAUAUCCAAUAGGCAUUGUGGAGGAUAUAUCGGUAAGGGUAAAUGAAUUCUUCUUCCCAGCCGACUUUGUGAUAUUGGACAUGGAGGAGGACGGAAAAGUACCUCUCAUUCUAGGAAGAUCCUUCCUAGCCACAGUGAAGGCCUUGAUCGAUGUCGAUACUGGAGAGCUCACAUUUCGCUUCAAUGGCCAAAGUGUAACAUUUUCCAUCUAUGAGUCUUUGAAGAGGCACGACGGGGAACCCGGAGGAAGCUUGCAGCAUUGCAAUGUGGUGACCACGGUGGAUGAGUGUGUUAGAAGGAACUUGCUCGCGGUCUGCUUGAAUCUGCAAAGUGGUUAUAGUGAUAGGAGAGGACGUUAG